AUGUCAGACGCAGCACCUCCAUAUGAGCCCUCUAGCUCGCCUCCAGCUUAUGAGGAGAUUGAAAAGAAGCUUAGUCAGUUGAUUGGACCAAACCCAACAGUUGAGAAAGUCCUUGAAGCUGCCAAAGCCAUCUCACCGACGGAAGCUGAGAUUCUCGUACAGAAUUCCAGCACUAAAUUCCCUCUCAAAACCGAGAAGCAGAAAGAAGAUUUUGCACUGGGCAUCGCUAGUGCCACGUCUUCCGAUGGCUUCAAGCCGCACAUUACCGCCGCUUCGUCGUCCGCGUCCAGGGCUGCAAAGGAAAUUGCUCGUGUUUUCCAGAGCUUGCAUGUCAAGAUCUUGGAGGUGGAUAGAGUUCAUGAAUCUGCAUUUGCCAAGACCCUUUUGAAACAAAAAGAUACGUAUACGGAUCUUCUCAUGGACAGUCGAAAGACAGCAAUGAGAAUUGCGCAGCAAGGAAUAAGCUUUGACGAUAUCGUUAUCAAGUUCUGUGCCGACAAAAGCAUAUCGAUUGAAGAUCGCAAGUCUAAGAUUCAAAAGUUCAUUGAGACCGCCGAGGGAUUCAAGAAGGACUCUACCGAACUUGACGGUAGAUUUCAAGAUCUUAUCACAGCUUUCUCAGAAUUCGUGUCUUCAUUCUCCAGUUGGGCCAAAGAUAAAGAGAAGGAAUUAACUGAAGAAAUCAAGAAGCUUGAGAAAGAGAUCAAAGACUUGAAGAAGAAACUUGUCGACCUCAAGAUUGCUCGAGAUGUGUUUGCACUUGUUGGAGCAAGCAUAUUACCCAUCCUCGCCAUCCUCGUCAAGGUCUUUGAAGGACCAACUGCUAUUCCCAUUCUGAUUGGAGGCCUCAUUGCUGCUGGUGUAUCUAUGGCCAUUGUCAUUGGCCUCCUAGUUGCUAUCCAAUUGGCCCAGCAUGAGCUCGAAGGCAAAGAAAACAAGAAGAAAAAGCUGGAGGAUCAAAAGGCACUCAUUCGGGCUACAAGAGCUGAGCUGGAGGCUCUCGGUAGUCAGUCGCUGCAAUCCUUCAAGCUUUCUGUUGGUGUACUCUCUGGAUACUGGCAGCGUUCUGUGUUGGAUGCUACUGAUAUCAAAGUUUGGCUUGAAGCCGGAGCUCAAGACGCGCACGAGCCGAUAUAUAUGAAAUUGAACUUGACUAAAGCUGUGGCUACAUAUAAGGUUAUGGCGCAGUACAUGCAGGAGUACGCCAGAGGGGUUGAACCCUUGGGAGAGUAG
Messenger RNA from Fusarium fujikuroi IMI 58289, 1233 nucleotides. RefSeq lists its product as uncharacterized. Lineage: Eukaryota; Fungi; Ascomycota; Sordariomycetes; Hypocreales; Nectriaceae. The coding region runs from base 1 to 1233 and encodes 410 amino acids. The record is from RefSeq and is a predicted model, not a curated record. The transcript is spliced from 8 exons.